AUGAAAUAUUUUUUAAAGUCUAUAAGUAGUGUUACUGACGUAUUUUUUUUAUCUAACAAUUGGGUUUCCCUUCCUCUUGAGUUGGACCGCUGUAUUUGCGCUUCCUUCUUUCUCGUUCGCCCGGCUAAACUAAGAAAAGGACCCACUUGUGUUGUGAAUAGUGUGGGUGCGUACGUGUCAUUUGUUUGUUUGCUUGCUCCUUUCUUUCUUUCUUUCUUUCUUUCUUUCUUUCUUAAACGUUUCCUUUUGACUUCAACUGUUACCUUCUUUUUCUUUCUUCAUCAUUCAUUCUUCCUUUCUUUCUUCCAUUUUAUAUCUCAUUCUUUCUUUUUCUUCAACUCUUUCUUUCUUUUUCUUUUUUCAUCACUCAUUCUAUCUUUCUUUCUUCCAUUCUCUUCUUUAACCUUGCUUUUCUCUCUUUCUUUCUUCUUUUCUUUCUUUCUUUCUUUCUUUCUUUCUUUUCUUCUUUUUUCUUUCUUUCUUAAUUCCUUUACGUCUUCCAUCCCUUUAAUCUUCUUUCUUUCUUUCUUUCUUUCUUUCUUUCUUUCUUUCUUUCUUUCUUUCUUUCUUUCUUUUUUAAUUCCUUUACUUUUCUUUCUUUCUUUUUUCUUUCUUUCUUUCUUUCUUUCUUUCUUUCUUUCUUUCUUUCUUUCUUUCUUUUCCUUCUCAUCCCCCCUCCAUCUAAUUCUCACUUCUCAUUGGUCGAUUCUUUUCAUACCUCACACCAAGUCAACAGUUCUCCUUCCCUUUCUUAUAUGUUCUUCUCCGCUUUUAAUACGUUUUUCCAUUGCCCUUCUUAGUUCCUCCCAAUUUUCGAGACUCUUAGCCAACCUCCCACCCACUUCACUCCAUCACUCAUCAAUUCACCACCACCAGCACUGCCGCCGCCUUCAUUCCGUCAGUCUCUUGACUUUCAUUUCCCAGCUCGUAAACUCGCAUCAGCCAGUAAUAGUGUCGACAUACAACUAUGAGUACACUUAUUAUUUCCCUUGCUAUCACUCGGAAUAA
Acanthosepion pharaonis is the source of this 1008-nucleotide messenger RNA. NCBI's taxonomy places the organism in Eukaryota, Metazoa, Mollusca, Cephalopoda, Sepiida, Sepiidae. The record is from the annotation of a GenBank genome assembly.